AUGGCGGCGGCGCGGGAAGAGGGGAAAGUUGUGAAGCGUGGUGAGUCUAAGUCCCCCUUUGUACCGGGCUCCAUCGUCAGGAUCUUCAUGAAGAACUUCCUGACAUACACUGUCUGUGAAGUAUAUCCAGGGCCCAACCUGAACGUGGUCGUAGGUGCUAAUGGCACAGGCAAGUCAAGUAUAGUUUGUGCCAUCUGCCUGGGACUGGCUGGAAAACCUUCUUUCUUAGGGCGAGCUGAUAAGGUUGGUCUGUUUGUGAAGCAGGGGUGCAUGAAAGGCAUAGUGGAAAUUGAACUGUUUAAGUCACCAGGAAAUAUUCUUAUCACACGUGAGAUUUAUGUGGUGAACAACGCAUCAGUGUGGUUUAUCAACAGAAAACCAGCAACCCUGAAAACAGUAGAAGAAAAAAUUGCAGCUUUAAACAUCCAGGUGGACAAUUUGUGCCAGUUUCUUCCUCAGGACAAAGUUGGAGAAUUUACAAAAUUGAGUAAGACUGAGUUGCUCGAAGCCACUGAAAAGUCCAUUGGUUCUCCAGAAAUGUACCGGUUUCAUUGCGAACUGAAAAAUUUCAGAGAAAAGGAAAGAGAACUAGAGAACUUGUGCAGAGAAAAAUCCACCUCACUGGAGAAAAUGAAGCAGAGGGUUGAACGGUACAAGCAAGAUGUUGAAAGAUACCAUGAAUACAAGCGCCAUUUAGACUUAAUAGAGAUGCUUGAGAGGAAAAGGCCGUGGGUGGAAUAUGAAAAUGUUCGUGAACAGCAUGAAGAAGUGAAACAGUGCCGAAACCAAGUUAAGAAAGAACUGAAGUGUCUGAGAGAAAUGCAGGCCCCAUGGACAAGAAGAAUCCAAGAAGCUGAAGAAAAUUUAAACAAUCUGGAUAUGAAAACCAGAGAUAAUACUGCUGAAAUCAGAAAUAUUUCCCAGAAAUGUAAAGAGAAACAAGAUGCUUUGGAGAUGAAAGAUAAACAGAUUGAAGAAAUUAAUCAAGCAUUCAGAAUGAAAAAAGAUGAAGAAACAAACAGGCAGAAGAAAAUACACCAAACUCAACAAAUAAUAGAGGAGUGGCAGAAUGAGCUGGAUACAAUGGCAAUCUGUGAGAAUCUUCAGCCACAAAUCGAUGCUGUUAAUACUGAGCUGAAAAAAUUACAAGAAGAGAAGGCAAAUAUUGAUAAUGAUGUUAGUGAUCUAAGAGCAGAAAAAAACAACCAAGAGCGGGAAGAGAAAAGAAUAAUUGAUCGCCUUGGACAACUUAAUAAUAUAAUGCAUAUGAAGGAAGAGAACCUUAAAAUGAGAUUCCGAGACACGCACUCUGCUCUUAUGUGGCUAAGAAACAACAAAGACAAGUUUAAAAAAAAAGCUUGUGAACCCAUGAUGCUUGAAAUCAAUAUGAAAGACAGUAGACAUGCAAAAUACAUUGAAAAUCACAUUUCGUCCCAUGACUUGAGGGCUUUCGUUUUUGAGUGUCAAGAAGAUAUGGAGACAUUUCUGGUGGAGGUGCGCGAUCGUCAGAAACUAAGAGUGAAUGCUGUAUGUGCACCUGAUGAAUCAUGUGCUGAAAUUUUACCAUCAAGACCUAUUGAAGAAUUACACCAAUAUGGAUUUUAUUCAUAUUUACGAGAGUUAUUUGAUGCGCCUUCUCCAGUGAUGAGUUACCUUUGUAGCCAGUACCGUGUUCAUGAUGUUCCUGUGGGAACACAGAAGACCAGAGACAUGAUUGAAAGGAUCAUACGGGAAACCAAUCUGAAGCAAAUUUAUACAGCAGAAGAAAGAUAUGUUAUUAAAAUAUCUUCUUACACAAAACAAACCAUCUCUAGUAACAUAUGCUUGAAGGAGGCACAGUAUCUCACUAGUUCAGUGGAUACAGAGGAAAGAGGACAGUUGGAAAACCAACGACAGGACAUCAGUAAUACGUUAAAGUCAUUGGAUGCACGUUUGACUGCACUGUUCGAGAGACAGAAACUUCUGGAUCUCAGGGACAAUAAACUCAGGCAGGAGAAGAAGGUGCUUUUAGAGAGAGGAAACCGGAGGAGGCAGUUGGAAUCAAAAAUUGGUGUGAAGUAUGAUAGUUUAAGACAGCUGGAACAAGAUGCUAUUGACCUAGAGAAGGAAUUUCAGCUGGCAAAUGUAAAAAUCAAAGAAAUAAAUAAACAGAAAGCAGAACUUGUUACUGAACUGAUGCAUCUCAUGAAGAGGAUCAUACCAUUGAACGUCAACAAAGUAGAUCUGGCUUUUCAGAUGACCAAGGUGACUGCUAAGAAAAACAGACUACAAUCAGAGUACAAAGCAGGAACUGUACAGCUAAGAGCUGCACAGCAACGUUUUCAUGAACUGGAUAAUAGGAAGCAACUUCUUUAUGAGAAGUGCAAGGAACUGAUGAAACAGGCUCAACACAUCUGCAGAUUGGGUCCAGAUCAAGAUUUUCCAGAAGAAUUUAAAGUUGCUUUUCAGACUCUUCCAAACACAUUGGAGGAAAUUGAUGCUUUUCUGAAUGAAGAGAAAACCAGGGCUUCCUGUUUCACAGGCCUCAGUCCUUCGGUUGUUGAAGAAUACAAUAAGCAAACACAAGAAAUACAGCAGUUAACAGAAUAUCUAGAGGAAAAGAGAAAUGAGUUGAAUAACUAUAAGCAAAACAUUUCACAGGUCAAAGAAAAAUGGAUAAACCUCUUGAAAGUGAUGAUUGAACAAAUUAAUGGAAAGUUCAGUAAGUUCUUUAGUUCUAUGCAGUGUGUUGGUGAAGUUGAUCUUCAUAUGGAAAAUGAGGAGGAGUAUGAGAAGUAUGGAAUUCGCAUUAGAGUCAAAUUCCACAGUAGCACUGAACUUCAUGAAUUGACUCCGUAUUAUCAUAGUGGAGGUGAGAAAACUGUUUCUACUGUGUUAUACCUGAUGGCUCUGCAAGAACUCAACAGAUGUCCCUUCAGGGUUGUUGAUGAAAUAAAUCAGGGAAUGGAUCCAGCGAAUGAGAGAAGAGUUUUUGAAAUGGUUGUGGAAACUGCUUGUAAAGAAAGGACAUCUCAGUACUUCUUCAUUACACCAAAGCUCCUGCAGAAUCUCACUUACAAUGACAAGAUGACUCUGCUGUUUGUCUACAAUGGGCCUUUUAUGCUGGAGACAUACAAAUGGAACAUAAAGCGCUUCAAGCGACGGCAACGUCACCUUUCCAGCAUGACUGAAUCUUAAUUCUACAGAAGUAUUUUAUAUAUCUUUAUUGAAAUAUCUGGCUUUCAAGAAUUCAGAAAUUGUCAAAGAGGAAAACCCUCAAAAAAACUGAUGAUUGUGAACUUUGGUUCUUAAAACUAACACAAAUGUUUGACAGAUUUGAAAUGCAUGGUUUUCUUUUUCAAGUCUUUCAUAGUGGUCACUUUCUCCAGAUAACCUACUCUUCUCAAUUGUAGGUUUAAAGAAAAAAAUUCUUUUUUUUUUUUUAAAUAUUCUGUCAGUUAAUGCAGCAUCAGAAGUGCAGGUAAUUUUUCUAGGUUAUCCUGGACUUACUCUGUGACCAUUGUUUUUCUAGAGGUUGGGGAUAUUUUUCCAAAAAUUGGAAUUUGCUUUUGGUAAAUAAUUUUACUUUACCACAGAUGUGGGUGUUAUCCCAUUUCCCUAUUGAAAUGCAAUUUCUUAAAAUUAAUUCAGGUGAUCUGUAGAAAAAGAAUGGUUUGUAAUAGUUUGUUUUGUAAAAAUAAACC
Molecule: messenger RNA, 3683 nt
Organism: Agelaius phoeniceus (red-winged blackbird)
Lineage: Eukaryota; Metazoa; Chordata; Aves; Passeriformes; Icteridae
Gene: SMC5
Product: structural maintenance of chromosomes 5
Biological process (GO): double-strand break repair via homologous recombination
Cellular component (GO): Smc5-Smc6 complex; nucleus
Molecular function (GO): single-stranded DNA binding
Source: RefSeq, a predicted model, not a curated record